Klebsormidium nitens is the source of this 2032-nucleotide messenger RNA. The record is from the annotation of a GenBank genome assembly. NCBI's taxonomy places the organism in Eukaryota, Viridiplantae, Streptophyta, Klebsormidiophyceae, Klebsormidiales, Klebsormidiaceae.
CUCAGUUUCUGGCCUGGGGUUCCAUGAUUACGAGCCUUCAAAUUCGGAGAAAACAGUUGGAAAAGCGCUCAGGUGCAAAAAGUCCUUCCACCAGCGGAAUUGGAGCUGAAGCUGAAGCCAAAGCCAAAGCAGUUGCUGGAGAUCCCCUUGGAUCGCUUUGCUCUUUGCUUGCAGCUGGGGCGCAGGUUUAGGAAGCAAUCAUGGCUUUUGGCGGCUAUGGAGUGCAGGGGAUGCUUAAGGAUGGGCACAAGCUGCUGUCUGGUUUGGAUGAGGCCGUGCUCAAGAACAUCGAGGCGUGCAAGCAGCUGUCAAAGAUUACAAGGUCAUCGCUGGGGCCAAAUGGCAUGAACAAGAUGGUGAUCAACCAUCUAGACAAGCUCUUUGUCACUAGCGACGCCGCCACGAUUGUGAACGAACUAGAGGUGGCACACCCCGCAGCCAAGCUGCUGGUUUUAGCUGGCAAAGCGCAGCAAGAGGAAAUCGGGGAUGGCACAAACCUGGUGGUCACAUUAGCAGGAGAGCUGCUCCAAGGAGCAGAGGACCUGAUAAGAAGCGGCCUGCACCCUAGUGAAAUCCUGGCUGGGUACAACAAGGCAUGCCAAAAAGUGCUGGAAUACCUGGAGGCUCUAGUGGAGCCAGGCUCGGACAAGAUUGACGUUCGGAACAAGGAUGAUGUGGCAAAGCGGAUGACUGCGGCAGUGGCAAGCAAGCAGUAUGGCCAGGAGGAUAUUCUCUGCCCCCUGAUAGCCGAGGCCUGUAUACAAGUGGCCCCCAAGAACCCGGCCAACUUCAACGUGGACAACGUGCGGGUGGCCAAGAUCGUGGGAGGUUCCAUCUACGACAGCAACGUGGUGCAGGGGAUGGUGAUCAAGCGGGACGCAGAAGGAACCAUCAAAAGGGCAGAGAAGGCUAAGAUCGCCGUCUUUGGCGGCGGUUUGGAUACCUCUGCAACCGAGACGAAGGGCACGGUGCUCAUUGAGAGCGCGGCGCAGCUAGAGGGGUACACCAAAAGCGAAGAGGACAAGAUGGAGGCGCUGAUCAAGGCGAUUGCGGACUCGGGCGCCAAGGUGGUCGUCAGCGGGCAGGCGGUGGGGGAGGUCGCAAUGCACUUCUGCGAGCGGUACAAGCUUAUGGUCCUGAAGAUCCUAUCCAAGUUCGAGCUGCGUAGAUUCUGCAGAGCCACAAACUCGACGUCAUUGGUGCAAGUGGGCAAGCCCGAGGCUGACGAGCUUGGUUACGCUGACAUUGUAGAGGCGCAGGAAAUCGGGGGGCAACGGGUAACAAUCGUGAGGAACGAGACUGGCGGCAACCACAUCGCCACCGUGGUGGUCCGAGCUAGUACAGACAACAUCGCUGAUGACAUCGAACGGGCCAUCGAGGACGGUGUGAAUGCCUACAAGGCGAUGGGCAAGGACCCGCGCUUGGUUGCCGGCGCGGGCGCCACCGAGAUAGAGCUCGCCAAGAGGCUGAGGGAGUAUGGCAGGAAGGAAACCGGGCUGGACCAAUACGCUAUCCACAAGUUCGCGGACAGCCUGGAGGUGGUCCCCCGGACGCUGUCCGAGAACGCGGGCCUCAACGCGACGGACAUCAUCAGCGGUCUGUACGCUGCUCACGCGCGUGGGGAGCACAAGGCCGGGAUCAACGUCGACGAGGGGACCAUCCAGGAUCUGACGACAAAGAGCGUCUGGGACCUGUACGCAACAAAGUACUGGGCCAUCCGCCUCGCCGCUGAUGCUGUGGUCACCGUCCUGCGCGUAGAUCAGAUUAUCAUGGCCAAGCAAGCUGGCGGGCCAAAGAAACCUGAAGCCGGCGGAAUGGACGAAGACUAGAAUCCGGAUGAAGCAUUUUCUUUGAAACUCAAAGAGAAAGCUUUCUUGCUGCAAUCUCCAAAUACGCGACCUGCCGUCCAUGGGGGCAUUGACCCAAGAAAGUGCGGGGCAAGUGGGAUGAUGAACGUUCUGCCAAACGGAUUGUCCUCAAGCCUCAUUCUCAUUGCCAUGCAGCCUUCGCAUUACAAUCACACGAUGUCAGC